CGUAACAUUUCUAUGGGGCCUCAAAUUCUAGCCAUUCUAGGUCUUUCCGAAUUUUUUUGCGCGUUAACUCCAGCCCAAUAGCUCAAUCUUAUUUUGUGUAUAUAACUAUUUACACACUGAACCAAAUGACGAAACACGUUAGCGAUUACGGUGUGUCAAAUAACAGUACAUUUGCCGAGCGAUUCUCGCGGAACCGCACACGUGAACGAGCGAGGAUGCCAGAAUACGAUGGGCACGCGGACUGGCAGCAUCUUGAUCGGGCUGCUGCUGCUGCUGAUCGCCUCGGCGGCCGCCACUCCUCUGGUCGCCAGCAGUUUUUCCGACCCGGCACAUAACGCGAGCAGUAGGGAUCCGCGAGUUUUAAAUUUCUUACCAUUUUCUGGAACACUCGAUUGCGCGGCUGAUGAUGGCAGAAGAAAAGGAAUCUGUCAAAAUCCAUAUGAAUGCCGUCUUUUGGAGGGGACACCCAAAGGAGAGUGCGCCUUUGGAUUUGGAGUCUGCUGCGUUUACGAAACAUCUUGCGGCGGGAAGAUCGCGGGGCGAAUGGGAUACUUCACCAAUCCCGGCUACCCUGCUCCUUUGCAUCCAGGAGCACGCGAGUCCAACGAGGAGUGCCACUUGAAGAUCAGCAAGGCCUCUACAGAUAUAAGCCAAAUCAGGCUGGACAUGGUUCAUUUCACUUUGGGUCAACCGAACCGUCGGACUGGCGUGUGUGAGCAAGACCAGUUCUUGCUUAAAGGAAACAGAAAUUCCCGGCAGCUGAAACUGUGCGGCCACAAUACAGGGCAGCAUUUUUACUUUGACGUUGAGGAUAUGGACGAGGACAUUGAUUUGACAAUUAAGCUGGCCAGGGAUCACAUCAGCCGCUUUUGGGAUAUCAGGAUCACCCAAAUAGAAUUUCAAAAUCGCGCACCAGCUGGCUGUCUGCAAUAUUUCACUGAUACAGCAGGCGUGCUACAAACCAUGAAUUUUGCCGACAAUGGCCGCCACUUAGCAGACCAAGAUUACAAUAUUUGCAUCAAACAAGGAGAUAAUAUGUGUUCCAUCAUGUACGAGCCUUGCGACCAGAAUUCGUUUAAAAUUGGUCCCCGCUUGACUCCCAAUAAUGGGGGAAGUUUCGGUCAGGGAGGAAAUUUCGGCCCAGGAGGCGGUUUUCCUGGAGGAACGGGAGGAUUUCCUGGGGGAACCGGUGGAUUUCCUGGAGGAACGGGUGGCUUCCCCGGAGUAGGUGGAACCGGUGGCUUUCCAGGAGGCGGAUUCCCUGGCCAGGGCGCUGCUGGUCCUCUUACCGCACCUUUAGAAGCUGCUGAUGACCCUGCUGUGGCUGCUGACGAUCCGGCGGCCGCUGACGACCCCGCGGCCGCUGAUGACGCGUUGGAAGGGUCAGGUGACGACACGGGCGGCGGCUUCAGCAUUUUUUCCUUUCUCCGGUCAUUCAGAGAAAAGCGGCAGCUUCGUCCGCAAGAUUGCGAUGACAGAAUUGUUAUGCCCUGUGACUCCGAGGACCUGAUCCCUGAAAGUCCCAGGGGACCAGGUAUUUGCGACCUUCUGCACUGCGGAAACUCUUUCUGUUCGGUUGAAGGAGCAAUACCUGGAACUUCAGCGUGCAGGAUUGAAAGUAGCACCCUUCCUUUCAACAUCGCCGUACACUUUGGCCCUGGCAUUAGAGAGGAAAACCCUGAGGACAACCUUGGAAUGUGCCUCAGAUACUCGCAACAGCUGUGCUCGUGAGAUACUGGACCGCCAGAGCAAUUUUCUUUUGUGAUCACACUGGGCAAAAAGUGACUCUAUAGUACUGCAGCGCUUUUCAUCAGUUGGAAUUGCCAUAUAAUAUAUAAUAGUUGUUAGUAUAUAAUUAUCUGAAUGCCGUCUUAAAUGCCAAAAGUUUCAACAGCAACGAGUCAUUCUACACGGAAUCAAAUGAUAGCAGAUAAAUUCGUUUUUAAUGCUCACAUGUUAAGACAAAACAGUGAAAGCACACAAAGGCACACUUAGUGUUACGCUUUGUUCAGGAACAUUUGUAAUUUGUAGCCAUGAUUGCCAUAAUUUUUGUGGCACUAUAUACAUAGUGCAAUGUAUUGUGGAGCACAAAUGACCAAUAAGUACGUACGGUGUAUUACUAAUUAGAUAACUAAAAGCAUUAAUAUUUUUUGAAAAAAAGCUCAAUACUAAUCAACCUUUUGCUCAAGUUGUCGAAAUGACAAUUUAUCACAAUAUUUAUUAUGAACUUCAUAAUCAUUUUUUUAAUAUUUUACUUUUAAAACCAAAUGAUUAUUGUGUUGGUUUAAGACUGCAUGAAGUAAAAUAUUUUGUAUUAUUUUUAUGCUUUUUAAGGGUUUUUACUUUUAGUAAUUUUUCCUCUAUACGCAUAAGCCUUCCAAAGGCACAGCAGCUUGCUUUUAAACAAUGUUGAAAAACAAUAAAAGCCAAUAAAAUAAAAUAAAUCUCCAGUUUAGUAAUUAUUUUA
Cloeon dipterum is the source of this 2467-nucleotide messenger RNA. RefSeq lists its product as uncharacterized. The record is from RefSeq and is a predicted model, not a curated record. NCBI's taxonomy places the organism in Eukaryota, Metazoa, Arthropoda, Insecta, Ephemeroptera, Baetidae. Bases 229 to 1731 code for a protein of 500 amino acids. The transcript has 11 exons.